UUAAUUUAACAAUCAAGAAUCACCAUACCACAGCACAUCAAUAAUUUGCCUACUUCUCUUAUCAUUACACCUUCUAUCUCUCAAUAUAAUUUCAAGAAUAUCUCAGUGUCUGUUGAAAACUCUUUUUCCAGUUGCAGUUGAAAAGGCCAAAGUCUUUGGUACUUUUUGAGCAAGAGUUACAGCAAACCUUUUGAGAUUUAUAGCUGAAAAGUUUUUGAGGGAAUUGAAGGGAGACAGAAUAAGAUGAAGAAUUCUGUCUCUGAACACAGUUUUUACAUAGAGAGCGACGAAGAGGACGAUAAUCAACAGGAGAAGCAAUUAGAUAAAGCUGAAAAUGGAGAUGGAAAUGAAUCUGAUAUAUCUAAUUACUCUAAUGAUGAUGAUGAUGAUGAUGAUAAUCAUAAUGAUCAGCUCGACAGCAAACCUAGUUCCUUCAACCCUGCUUGGCCUCAGAGUUACAGGCAAUCGAUGGAUAUAUACAGUAGUGUGCCCUCACCAACUCUUACCUUCCUGGGGACACCUUCGUUGACACGUUUAGGCAGUUCAUUCCUUGCCUCAUCACUCUCGAGGAGACAUACUCCUGACGUGUUGCCCUCUCUUCAUAAGCCUCUUAUACCGGAAGCAGAGGAUCAAGCACCACAGAGGCGUAGCUCUCAUACUUUAUUGCCUCCUCUUCCAUCAAGGAGAUCUGCGAUUAAGAAAUUUCCUGAUGAGAAAUCGGUUGCACAUGAAUUUCCAGUUUCCCGCCAAAGUUCCUAUGGCCAAGGCGUGCUAAACGGUAUUAAUGUCCUAUGUGGAGUAGGAAUACUUUCUACUCCUUAUGCUGUGAAGGAAGGUGGAUGGGCAGGGCUUUCUAUACUAUUCAUCUUCGGUAUCCUUUCUUACUAUACCGGCAUUCUCCUGAGAAUAUGCUUGGACAGUCAACCAGGGCUUGCAACUUACCCGGAUAUUGGUCAGGCAGCGUUUGGUACAGUGGGAAGAAUUGUCAUAUCAAUAAUUUUAUACGUGGAGUUAUAUUCCUGUUGCGUCGAAUACAUAAUUUUGGAGGGAGAUAAUCUGUCGGCUUUAUUUCCAAAUGCACAUUUAAAUUUGGGAGGGUACCAAUUAGAUGCACGGCAUCUCUUUGCUCUCAUAACCACUCUAGCUGUUCUUCCAACCGUUUGGCUGCGUGAUCUCACAGUUCUUAGUUACAUCUCAGCUGGAGGAGUUAUUGCUUCUGUGAUGGUUGUCAUUUGCUUGUACUGGCUUGGCUUAGUGGAUCACGUUGGCACUGAAAGCAAACAAACCGUACUGAACCUUUCUAGUCUUCCUGUUGCUGUUGGACUUUAUGGGUAUUGUUACUCCGGGCAUGCAGUGUUUCCCAAUAUAUACACAUCAUUGGAGAAACGUAGUCAAUUCCCUGCUGUUCUCUUUACCAGUUUUGUUAUUGUGACUGCGUUGUAUGCCGGAGCAGCUGUGAUGGGAUACAUGAUGUUUGGGGAUUCAGCUGAAUCCCAGUUUACUCUAAAUUUGCCCACAGAUUUAGUUGCCUCCAAGAUUGCAUUUUGGACCACGAUUGUUAAUCCGUUCACAAAAUAUGCUUUAACCAUGGCCCCUGUGGCUAUGAGUUUGGAGGAGUUGAUACCAUCGAACAACACCAAAUCCUACAUGUACAGUAUCCUCAUUAGAACAGCACUAGUGCUAUCCACAUUACUCGUGGCUCUUACAAUUCCUUUUUUUGGAUUUGUGAUGGCAUUGAUUGGAUCAUUCUUUACGAUGCUAGUUACAUUGAUUCUACCUUGUGCUUGCUUCUUGAGAAUUUUGAAGGGAAAAACGAGCCCCAUUCAGGUAUCAGCAUGUAUACUUAUUAUCACAAUAGGCGUCAUAUCAGCAGUUAUUGGGUCCUACUCAGCUCUCUCCAACAUCAUCCACAGUUUAUGAGUGAAAAAUCUGGCAAUACAACCAAUGGCCAUAGAUGUUUUCAAGCCUAAGAUUUAACAAAAUUCCAUUUUCUCAGAGGUUUCAGGCUUGUAAUUUCAAUGCAAUCAUUUUUUUUAAUCUUUGUUCCCAUAAUCUUUAAUCUUUUAUUGUGUUGAGAAGAAACUUUAUGUCAUUUGAUUGCAUGUUACUCAAAGCAUAUGGCUAUCUAUAGAGAAUACGUUUUUGCUGCAGCAAAGACUGCUUAA
Molecule: messenger RNA, 2165 nt
Organism: Lycium barbarum (goji berry)
Lineage: Eukaryota; Viridiplantae; Streptophyta; Magnoliopsida; Solanales; Solanaceae
Product: amino acid transporter AVT1C-like
Exons: 12
Coding region: 244-1920 (558 amino acids)
Cellular component (GO): plasma membrane
Source: RefSeq, a predicted model, not a curated record